Perca flavescens (yellow perch) is the source of this 2366-nucleotide messenger RNA. RefSeq lists its product as uncharacterized. The transcript has 17 exons. The record is from RefSeq and is a predicted model, not a curated record. Lineage: Eukaryota; Metazoa; Chordata; Actinopteri; Perciformes; Percidae. The coding region runs from base 747 to 2144 and encodes 465 amino acids.
GCUGGUUUGUUUAAAACAAUAACUCUCAGCAUGGGGUGUCAAACGAGGAUUAAAGGGAAGGAAACAUGCUGUCUCGCGGCUGGUCCUUCACCACCCCCCGCAGCAUCACAGGCAUGAGAGACUCAUGUAUCAUCAUUCCUUGCACAUUCACCUACAGUAAUUCCCAGCCUGCUGACCUCCGAGUUAUAUGGUACUUGUUCCAGAGCAAUGGGUACUCACCUGUAUUUGAUGAGCAACAGAAUAUUAUGAGUAAGUUUAACGGGAUAACCAGCUUGAUUGGAGCUGUGGGGGAGAAGAAUUGUAGUCUUAAGAUCGAGAGGCUGGAGAUGUAACAUAACCAGGACAGACUUUACCCAUGGGUGGACAAGCACCCUAUCACCUCCUACCAAAGCCUGGGUCCCACAUUUUAUGAAAAAACCUCUCAACUUAUUGUUUCAGACCAAGCACAGGAACCACAGGUGAGCAUCAUAGGUAUCCCCAGGGUGGGAGAGGAGAGCACAGUGUCCUGCAAUGUGCGCCAUACAUGUAUCUCUGCUCCCCCCACCCUGACCAUAAGUGGUAUACCUGGAGAAGAUCUCAUUACGGACACUUUGGUAACUGAUGGGAUUUGGGAAAGGACAGUAGAGAGAACCUGGGCUGUAAAAGAAGAGGACCAGAGUGUGAAGUGUACUGUUAGCUACACUGGGGGUCAAAGAGAAACAAGUGAGCUCAAGCUGAAUGUUGAAUGUCCAUAUAACAGCAUCAGAAUGACUGAGCGGCCUGGCGACGCAACAGAGGGUGUGGCAAAGAGUGUCAUUUGUUCUGUUUCCUACAAAUGUAAGAAAAAUAAACCAACCAUUGUGUGGAACUACGAAGACAUGCAGAGUUCGUUAAAAACCAAAGAGAACUCCAGCAAUACCUUUAUCACAGUGUCAAAUCUAACCUUUAUUGGCUCUCUUGAGGAUGACGGUAAAUCUUUGACCUGCAUUGCUCAGUUUGUUACUGGCGAGACCUCAGACUCUGAAACCCUUCAUAUAAAAAAAUAUGUGAGAGAUCCAUAUGAAAAUGACACGUUCCAUGAUCAGGCUGCUGACGUCCCUUUCAGAUUCAGCGCCCUGACCGGCUCCUGUGUGGUGAUUCCCUGCAGCAUCCCGUACAAGGAAGAUGAGCCUUUCACGCGUGGCAUCUGGUCCAAAAGAAAUAAUGAUGUCAUCUACCAUAAUGGCCAGAGCUUUGUGGUUGACCAUUUCAAGGGCCGCACCAGACUAUUAGGAGAGCUGAAUGAGGGAAACUGCUCAUUAGAGAUUGAUGACAUCAAACCCUUUGACAAUGGGCCCUUCUGUUUCCAUGCAGAGAGAGCUAACAUGGAAAGAUACAGAUUCAACAAUAGCUGCGUAUUUAUUGUUAUGAAAGCGUCCCCAGAAAAACCAGUGAUGACCUCAGUUCCAGCAGAAGUUGAUGCUGGCUCAACGAUUACUGUCUCGUGUUCUGUGACGCACACAUGUCCGUCACAUCCUCCAGUGUUCUCAUGGAGUGUCCCUCACCUCACCAGCGAGGUCACGCACACCUGGACGCCGCAGGGCAUCUGGGAGACGACCUCCACCAUCACGUUCACGGCUGCUGGAGGAGACGGGGUCAAAAACCUAACCUGUACUGCUGUCUCCUGGCUCGGCAAACAACGAGCCAGCACAGUCCAGAUGACUGUAAAGGGAUCAAGCUCUCGGUCAGUAGCCAUUGCAGUGUCAACUCUAGUCCUGGUUGUAAUCAUCCUAGCUGCAGUGUUUGGAGUGGUCUUCUAUAGGAGGAGGAAGCGCUCUGACGACCAGCUUAGACCACCACCUCGUCCAGAGAAGAGGAGAUCACUGUGGGAUAGAUUAUCCAGGAGAAAGCCUGAAGACAGGGAGAGACCUCCAAGACCAGAAAAACGGGGGUCCAUUUGGAAUCGAUUCUCCCGAAAUCAAGGCAAUGCUGCAAACAUCAGUGUUGGCUAUUCACGCAACACCACCACUGUAAACUGUGACACUCAAAUCUCCAAACAACGCUUUCCAUCCCCAAAGGAUCACCGGAGAGCUCCUCGCUCCGUCAGGCCUGAGUUUUUAGGUCAUGGGCCAGAGGGUGGAGGAUACUUGCCUCACCAGAAACAAAACUUACAACAACAACAGUGAUUACAAUGUGUAUGGCAACUGUUGAGUUCUUCAAGACACUUCUCGGAAACAUCACAUUCUUAGGGACAAUAUUGCUGUUAUUCUUUUACCUUUAUACUGCGCAGUACAUGUUUGCAUGUGAAGGGAAGUGAUGUUGGUCAUUUAACAUUGAUUCAUUUAAAGAAUGUAUUAUCUGCUGUCAAUGAACUUAUAAACACAAUAAAUGAAUAUGCUUAUCUCUCA